CGAUUGGACCGGCUUCAAGUUUCUGUGAAUCUGCGGUCGUUCGGUCGGCACCAGCCCGGUUCGGCUUGAGGAGUAGACACCGACAUGUUGAUAGCUGUCAGCGCUGUCACUGGAAGCUCCGCCCCCACCAGCCGGAAACACAGAAGGAGAGGCAGAAAGCACCGCAGACCCCGAGGGGACGAGCACCGGCUGAAUGAGCUCUGUAACUCUCAGAGUCUGAGGGAAGAUGGGAGCCCGUCUCAAAUAUUGCUGCAGAGUGACCACCAGAAAGAUCUCCAGGUCCCUAAAAACCAUAACAUCUCCACAGCAGGUUCAAAGGAUCCACAUAAAUCCACCACAUUAGAACCUCAAAACCCCCACCAGACAAACCAGUCACCCCAUCUUCAGAGCCCUCAACAGACAGACCAUUCACCCACUCCUCACAGUUCUUACAAUUUAGCCAAGUCACCCAUUCAUCUGAGCCCCCACCAGACAGCUUCUUCACUUGGUUUUCAAAGCCUUUAUCAGAUAAUACAGCCACCAUGUCCUCAUAGCCCCCACCCUGUAGCUCAGUCACCCCAUCCUUGGAGUCUCCACCUGACAGCCCAGUCAUCCCAUCCCUGUAGCUCCCACCUGACGAUACCAUUCACUACAGAUAGCACAAAUGCACCUGUAGCACCACUAGUACCUUCUAAAACUACCCUCCAAACUUCCCAAUGUCUCAUCCAAUCACCUUCUGCCCCAUUAGGAAGGAUCACCCACAUUCCCAGCCAGUCACUUUCAUCAUCGUCCCUGCAGCCUGCAAAAGCUCCUCCAACUCCCCCUUCAAGCUCUACUCACUAUGACACCUCCUUGCUGACCUCAGUGACAUUUACCUCCAAUGUCUGUUCUUACCUGUGCUCCUCCUCUGCCUCCCUCCUCUGUUCUCUGGACUCAAUUGCCCCUACAUUCAGUCCCCCUCCCAUAACAUUUCAGUUAACUACACCCCCUUCAACUCAGAGCCCACCCCCACUAGAGGUAACCCCACUCCCUAUUCAUCUGCUGGGCUCUGAUGAUGAAGAGCAAGAAGACCCAACAGAUUACUGUCAAGGUGGAUAUUACCCAGUGACAAUAGGAGACCUGUUUAAUGGAAGGUACCACGUGGUCAGGAAACUGGGUUGGGGACACUUCUCUACAGUCUGGCUCUGCUGGGACUUGCACAAGAAGCGGUUUGUGGCAAUGAAGGUGGUGAAGAGUGCUCCACAUUAUACUGAGACGGCUCUGGAUGAGAUCAAACUGCUCCGAUGUGUGAGGGACAGCGACCCAUCUGACCCAUUUAGGGAAACAAUUGUCCAGCUCAUUGACGAUUUCAAGAUCUCUGGAACUAACGGUGUCCAUGUUUGUAUGGUUCUGGAAGUUUUGGGUCACCAGUUGUUAAAGUGGAUUAUUAAAUCCAACUAUAUGGGACUUCCGCUGGUCUGUGUCAAGACCAUCAUCCGACAGGUGCUGCAGGGACUUGAUUACCUCCACACCAAGUGUAAAAUCAUCCACACAGACAUCAAGCCAGAGAACAUCCUGUUGGUUGUUGAUGAUGUUUACAUCCGGAGAUUGGCAGCUGAAGCCACCAUCUGGCAAAGAGCAGGAGCUCCGCCCCCUUCUGGCUCAUCAGUUAGCACAGCUCCCAGGGCCAUGCAGGAGGGAAAAUUGUCCAAAAACAAAAAGAAAAAGUUGAAGAGAAAAGUAAAGCGUCAGCAAAGGCUCCUUGAAGAGAGACUGAUGGAUUUACAGAGGAUGGAGGAAGAGGAGGGUGUACUGAAACCUGAUGACAUGGAUGCAGACUGUCCGGUGGUCAUCAAUUGCAACACCUCUUGCUGCAGAGCCAACACCAAAGUCAGCCCAGAGUCCAACAGAUCAUGGUUGGAGGACAGAUGUAUUGACCAAGCCCCUGGACGGUUCUCAAGCCCCGCCUCUGGUCUAUCAGGCUUCUCCAGUUCUAUGAUGUCAGCAACAUCUGAGUCUGCACUUUCUACUCAGUCAGGAUUCCUGACCAAUCAGAGUCAGGUUCUGCUCGUUGCGUCUGCAGCUUUCAGCUCAUCAGAUUUUGUCAUCAACCCUCUGGAUCCUCGGAAUGCCGACAGGAUCUGGGUUAAGAUCGCUGACCUGGGAAAUGCCUGCUGGCUGCACAAACACUUCACAGAGGACAUUCAGACGAGGCAGUACAGAGCUCUGGAGGUUCUGAUUGGAGCAGAGUAUGGGCCGCCCGCUGACAUCUGGAGCACCGCCUGCAUGGCAUUUGAGCUGGCAACAGGAGAUUAUCUAUUCGAACCUCAUUCAGGAGAAGACUACACCAGAGAUGAAGAUCAUAUCGCUCACAUCAUGGAGUUACUCGGCCCGAUCCCUUUGCCCUUCGCUUUGUCUGGCAGGUACUCCAGAGAGUACUUCAACAGAACAGGUGAGAUGCCCAUCUGCAGUUAUCCAUCACUGUCCUCGGGCAGGGUGGAAGAUCUUAUAUAUUAG
Nematolebias whitei (Rio pearlfish) is the source of this 2475-nucleotide messenger RNA. Its product is annotated as SRSF protein kinase 3. Gene Ontology annotation, molecular function: ATP binding; protein kinase activity. Lineage: Eukaryota; Metazoa; Chordata; Actinopteri; Cyprinodontiformes; Rivulidae. The coding region runs from base 85 to 2475 and encodes 796 amino acids. The transcript has 17 exons. Gene Ontology annotation, biological process: protein phosphorylation; spliceosomal complex assembly; regulation of mRNA processing. The record is from RefSeq and is a predicted model, not a curated record.